Messenger RNA from Anopheles darlingi, 1450 nucleotides. RefSeq lists its product as uncharacterized. The coding region runs from base 165 to 1424 and encodes 419 amino acids. Lineage: Eukaryota; Metazoa; Arthropoda; Insecta; Diptera; Culicidae. The record is from RefSeq and is a predicted model, not a curated record. The transcript is spliced from 2 exons. Gene Ontology annotation, biological process: regulation of transcription by RNA polymerase II. Gene Ontology annotation, molecular function: RNA polymerase II cis-regulatory region sequence-specific DNA binding; zinc ion binding; DNA-binding transcription factor activity, RNA polymerase II-specific.
AAAGUAACACUCGAGCUGAUCGGACGUGUUUUGUGUUGUCUCAGCCAGCGUGAGCGUAUUUCUAUAUUAUUUUGGCUAGCGCGAAAGCCGUGGUGAUUGAGCUUCCCGCCAUUCUCUGGCAAUUCGCGAUAAGUGUCCGCGUAACCUUGGUCAGACCUUAAAAAAUGGUCCGAACGAGGUCGCAAGGCACGCCGUUGAGGGCCGGUAACGAAGAGAGCGGAGAAGAGGACAGCGAAAGCGACAGCGCCUUCCUUGACCCCGAGGAAAAUGAACAGAAAAGCGAGCUACAGGUUCUCAAGGAAGAGGUGAUGGACCUGCGGGAGCUGUUGGAGAUGGCCAAGAAAGAAGUGGUCCAACUAAAGCAGCAGCUCCAACAACAGCAGCAGCAACAGCAGCAGCAACAACAGCAGCAACAGCAACAGCAACAACAACAGCAACAGCAACAGCAACAGCAACAGCAGCAGCAGCAGCAGCAGCAGCAGCAGCAGCAGCAACAGCAGCAGCAGCAGCAGCAGCAGCAGCAGCAGCAGCAGAAGCAGCAGAAGCAGCAGCAGAAGAAGCAGCAGCAGAAGAAGCAGCAACAGCAGCAGCAGCAACAACAGCAGCAGCAGCAGCAGCAGCAGCAACAGCAGCAGCAGCAGCAACAACAACAGCAGCAGCAACAACAGCAGAACCAGCAGCAUCAACAGCAGCAACCUCAGCAGAAGCAGAAUCAGCGGAAGACGAACAAGAAGCCGGCGGAUAAAGAUGGAAUACUUUUGGACCUCAUUAAAGUUGUCCCAAAGUCUCCACACACAGUGAAGGAGGUCUGCAAGCUGGCAUGGAAGGCCGACCCCAACGAGACAAAUUUCAAGGAAGUGAUGUUCCUACAGGGUGGCUGCAACAUUCGGAUCCGGGAAACUGUUGACGGUUCUGAGAUGGAAGCUGCCAUCGCGAAAGAAGUAGGGGAGGCUGGCAGUGUGACGCUGGUGCAGGAAAAGGUGACGGUCAGUAUCGACAAGAUCGAUCAGCUAGCAGAGAAGGAGGACGUCGAGAAGAUCCUCCGCAGGCUGCUUGGCGAAUCGGUCAAGCUCGAUGUGCGGAUGACCGUAUAUUACAAUGGGCAGCAAAGGGCGAUGGUGGUAAUCCCUCGUAAAAGCGCGCUGAAUAUCGAUGGCGUUCAAGUCAAAAUCGGGCACACAGUUUGCAAAAUCUGCGUUCUUGAACCGAUGCCCGUCGAACUGAUACGCUGCUUUCGAUGCCUGGAACGCGGGCACCUUGGUCGGAACUGCAAGAACACAGAUCGCAAACAUAUGUGCUUGCAAUGCGGUGAGCAAGGACACAUGCAGAAGGACUGUACAGCCUCGAAGGUCGUCUGCAUACUGUGCGGUGGUCCCCACCGCAUUGGUUCGAAAAUGUGCAAUGGAGCCUCGCAAUGUCGAUAAAAGUUCUGCAGGCCAACAUCGGGCGC